AUGGUCGAUUUCAAUGCUGUUCUUGCAGCAGCAGGAUGGAGACACCUUCUGCUUUCAGAGAUCCGUGUCUCCUCAAAGUGUUGUGGAUUGCCGAUAUCCCACCAUUCCUUUGUUCUACGCAUACUUGCACUGUUUGGCAACUGGCAUUUCAACGUGCCACCAAGCAUGAAGUGUGUUUCCAAUCAUCUCGGUCUUAAAACUUCUCUAUCGAUUUUACUUAAGUCAUUAAACUUACGAAGUAAACAAAUUCAUUUUGUGGGUGACCUUUGUUUUGGAGGAAAGGCCGCAGCUGUACAUGCAAGUGUUGCCUCCCUGAAGAAGGAGCUUCGUGAGUCUCGUUCGGAGGCUAAACGUUUACGAGAUCAUACUCAGAAGUUGGAAAAGGUAAAUUCUUUCUGGGAUCAUCAUUCCCUAACUUUCUGGAUAGCUCCUGAUCUGGAGGUACUCUGGAAUUCUUCUGCAGCAAUAGAAGGAGCUCACAGGGUAAAGGCUAAUAUGAUGGUGUUUUUGAUGGAAGACCAGCUUUUGAGGCAAUGGAGAGACUUAGGGGUAAAGGCUAACAGGAACAGAGGUCUUAUUGGACUCCCUCAUGCUUUAUUGAGUGCAUUGCUUCGUUACCUCAUACUGUUUACACUUCAGGAGAGGUUCACUGUAUUUUCUGUCAAGGGUUCUGUUCCAAUAUUUAUUACAAAUUCUAGAUAA
Molecule: messenger RNA, 702 nt
Organism: Linum trigynum
Lineage: Eukaryota; Viridiplantae; Streptophyta; Magnoliopsida; Malpighiales; Linaceae
Source: the annotation of a GenBank genome assembly